AUGGACGCAGAAGUGUCCAGCAUACCAGACGAUACGGCAAUGGCCGCGAAUACCGCCGCUCUGGCUUCAUUAUUCUACAAUAGCGACUUUUCAGAUGUGACCAUCAAAUGCCAAGCGCGAGAGUGGAAGUUGCACCGAGUAAUUCUUGCAUCGAAAUGCGACUUCUUUCGGGCGGCCUGUGGCGGGCAGUUUAAGGUGAGAUAUCUCAAGCUCAAGGACCUCGUGUCUGCUUCAGACCAGCUAACAGCAACUGUCCAGGAGGCGAUCACAGGCGAGAUCGAUCUCAGUGACGAUGAUCCAGAAGCUCUAGACAUCGUCUUCCGCUACAUCUACACCGACUCAGUCGUAUGCAUUCAGAAAGAUCUGCACGACGACUUCAUGCCGCCGGGCUACUUAGUCACGCUACUGGAGACCGCUCGAUCAGCCGACAAAUAUGGCCUUCCCGGGCUUGCUCUCGCGGCACAUGAUCAAUUGAGACAACACUUUCAUCGACCGAUCGGUCCUACUGUUGGGAGCUUCGUACGCAUAGACGUCGCGAAGGAAAUCGAUCAAGUCCUACUGCUUCUACACAGACUAUGGGAAGACGAGCAAAAUGCGAAGGAGGCGGAGCUACGGAAGUUUAUGCUGACUGAGCUUUUUGCUGGACUGAAAGGCGAGGACAGAAAGUGGUUCUUCCGGUCAAGCAUUAAAGGCCAUUGGCAACACAGCCCGGCGGAUUCUAAGGGUUGCACAGACAAGCAGACACGCCAAAUUGCCGUAAUCGACGAUCUUUUCAAUCGACACCCACAGUUCGCGUUCACCAUCAUGAAGAUAGUUUUUGACGAGACCGGCGAAUUUUUGAGGUACGUCGAUGAUCGCCAAGCCGCAGUGUGCAAACUUGAGCAAACCGAAUCGGUGCUCAAUGCCACAAUCGAGGAACUCACCGACACGAACCAAGACCUGCGCGGUGAAGUUGCGGACUUGAAGACCAAGCUUGGGGCCGCACAGCAAUAG
Messenger RNA from Cyphellophora attinorum, 993 nucleotides. RefSeq lists its product as uncharacterized. Gene Ontology annotation, cellular component: cytoplasm. The coding region runs from base 1 to 993 and encodes 330 amino acids. The transcript has a single exon. The record is from RefSeq and is a predicted model, not a curated record. Gene Ontology annotation, biological process: proteasome-mediated ubiquitin-dependent protein catabolic process; regulation of proteolysis. Lineage: Eukaryota; Fungi; Ascomycota; Eurotiomycetes; Chaetothyriales; Cyphellophoraceae. Gene Ontology annotation, molecular function: ubiquitin protein ligase binding.